Molecule: messenger RNA, 2334 nt
Organism: Alosa alosa (allis shad)
Lineage: Eukaryota; Metazoa; Chordata; Actinopteri; Clupeiformes; Clupeidae
Gene: rftn1a
Product: raftlin, lipid raft linker 1a
Source: RefSeq, a predicted model, not a curated record
AGAGGGAGAUGCAGACGGGGAGGCAGAAGGAGCAGAACUGGACACAGGAGUGAAACAGACGAGGACUCACUCUCAGAGAACUACAGUCAGCAGCUUCACUCAGUCUUCUUUUCACACACUUAAGUGAUGGGCUGCAAUCUGCCAAAGGGGAGUGGUUCUGGUGAUGAUGUCAUCAGUCCAGGCAGAAUCCAGUCCACCGUGAGAAAGACGCAAAUACACUCCCAAGGGGGUGUGGCCUAUACAUACCACUUCCUGGACUUCCUUUUGGGAAAGGAAGAUGUAGGUGUGUCGUCUCUGCUCUGCCUGUCGUCGGUGAGAGAGUUACCUGUGCAGGUGAGGGAGUGGUGUGCGGGGUAUGAGCUGGUCGCUGUUCACCCGUUCGUCCACUCCUGCAGCCCAGAGGCAGCCAGGAUGUACCGCAGCCUGCACAGGGCUGUGCUCAUCAAGGAGGCAAACGGCUCUGAAAAGAGGCAGGAGUGUUGCUUGGAGACAGACGUGUGUUUCUGUGGUCACCAAGUUCCCGACCCAGAAGUGUUCCAGAACUACAUGAAAAAGGUUCAGGACCAGGCGGCUAAGGGUCUGGAACUGGUCGGACUUCUACAGCAGCCGGGGGGUGGACCCUGCUUCCCUGGCCACUGGAACUCUGAGGAGCUGUCCUCUCUUCACUCCACCCCCUCCCCUGUGCACAGCCAAUCAGAGCAGACUCAGGCCAACCAAUCAGAGAGCACGUCUCCAGACAUGAGCCUGGGCGAGGCGGAGGCAGAGUUCCUGGGGUGGAGGUGGGGCAGACAGGCCCAGCUGAGCUGGACAGUUAUAAACCAGGGCAGAGCGAUGUGGACACACGAGACCGUCCAGACGACGAUGGGGACGAGCAGAACACACACGACACACAGCCACCACAGGAGAAGCAGACACAGAACACACACAUCACACUCAACAAUAAUAAUGUUUAAAGAGCAGCUAUUCAUAUUCAUUCCCUCAUUGUAUUUGUUUGUAGGAGUGCAGCUAUUUGCGUUGUACAGGCACACAAAGAAUCUGAUUGGCUCACAGAGGUUCUACUCAGUCAGGAUUCCACUGCAGCUACAAUGGGAGGCGGGGUUUGUGACAGGAGUCGACGCCCACUGGCUGGAUCAUAUGAACCAACACUUCCUCAAUGGGGCCAGCCUGAUUGACGGAUUUCUAUGCCUUGUAGAAGACACAGCACCCUCUAGUGUUCAGGGGGUGUUCAUUUUCCAGGCCCCCCCAGAUGAUGCUGAGGUGACCACAUCCUAUGAUGCUAUAGUAGUGGAGCAGUGGACAGUUAUUGAAGGCGUAGCAGUGAAGGUGGACUACACACCACUCCUGUUAUCUUUGGCGCCGUUUGGAUGGAGGCUGAUGUGUGUGCUGCCUACACCUCUCAUCCGCACUAACAGCGACGGCAGCCUGGCCACCAAGCAGAUCCUGUUCCUGCAGAGGCCCGUGCAACUGCGCAGGAGGGAGCGCCGGAAGCUGCUCUUCAAACGGUUGAACAGGACAAAGAGAAACUCGCUCAACUGUGGAACAGAAGACGCUGAAACAGGAUGGGCAAUAUUUCCCCAGAGGGAGGAAGAAGCGGAGGAAGAGGCAGACGGAGAAGGAGAAAUGGAGGAGGAAGAGACAGGCGAAAGAAAAGAAGAGAUGAUCAAGGAGGAGGGCAAGAACCAGGAAAGCACAAAGAGUGCAGAGGGAGUCAGCCAAUCGGAACCUCUGGAUGAAAGAGAAGAUGGUGUGGCUACAGAGGACAAUCAGGAAGUAGGAGGGGCAAGUGAAUGUACCAAUCAGGAUGGCCAGAGUAAAGAGGAGGAGGAGCUUAAACAGGAAGAGGAAGUGAGGCAGUAUGCCACGCAUGCUCUGUUCUCUGGGGUCUGCUGACAGGAGUGACAUCCCUCCAUCAUAUCAACCAGCAACACUCCUCUCACAGAGCCAGAGGCUGAACACCCUGACCAGGUCAGAGGUCGGAGUCUGGAGACAACACACUGAAAAUGUGGACUGUGUGUGUAAAGCACAAAUCCCAACACAACUACAUCAAAUGGCUUUUUUUGUUAAGAUCCAACCCUUAUUUCUGUAUUCAUUUAAACUUUUGGCCAAAAUCUUUGAAAACUCCUUCGAGCUCCACCUUCAAGCGGAAUUUCGGUAUUUUUCAACCUAGGGUCAAAACAAGGUUAAUCAGAGGACAAAACAAGGUUAAUCAGAGUAGUUUUGAGUAAAACCGGAAUAUGCAUUUGUAAUGAAAUAGGAUAUAGCCUCAUAUAUAGCAUAUAGUCUCAAAAUAUCAUCACAAUUUAAUGCUGGUGUGGAGAGGGUCCCUGCAGAAGA